This is a messenger RNA of Ostreococcus lucimarinus CCE9901, 942 nucleotides long. RefSeq lists its product with no specific name. NCBI's taxonomy places the organism in Eukaryota, Viridiplantae, Chlorophyta, Mamiellophyceae, Mamiellales, Bathycoccaceae. The transcript has a single exon. Bases 1 to 942 code for a protein of 313 amino acids. The record is from RefSeq and is a predicted model, not a curated record.
AUGCGACUCGGCGCAGCUUCGAUCGCUCCCACGCGCCUAGCGCGCGCCAAUCACGCGUCAAAUAUUGUUGUCUGUCGAUCUCGCGGCGUGCGUGCCGCCGCAGCGUCGACGUCGGUCGAUAAAUCGGCUCAAACACCCGUUUUGAUUGUCUCCGAUCUCGAUGGCACCAUGGUUGGGAACGACGAAUACACGCGCUCGUUCCGAGAAUUUUGGGAAUCGAGCGCAAAACCUCCUGGGUCUAAGCUCGUGUACUCCACCGGACGAUCGCUUGAGUCGUUCACCAAGCUUAUCGAGACGAAAUCGCAAGUCAUGGUUGAGCCGGAUGGCCUCAUCUGCGCAGUAGGCACAAAAGUGUUUCAACCGAGCGGCGACGUUUCGCGCCCAUGGGUCGAAGACGCCGAGUGGACGGCGGCACUAGACGUCAACUGGUGCUGUGAUGUCGUUACGGCGGCGGCACGAGGAGCGAUCGAUGCGUGCGGCGAUGACAAUGCGCACUUUCGACCUGCAGAUGAACAGAACAGACACAAAGUCACGGUGGGAGUGAAGGAUGAGCUCGUGAAUGUAGUGGAGGAUACCAUACGAAGCGCGUGCGAGUCGAACGGAUUAGAAUAUAAGAUCAUCAUCAGCGGUUCGGGCGGUUGGAAGUUCGUGGACUGCGUGAGCGCGGGGGCGGGGAAAUUAGAAAGCUUGGAAUACGUGCGAAAACAGUUAGGCUUUGAACUUCUAGAGACCGUGGCCUGUGGGGACAGCGGGAACGAUAUCUUAAUGUUAUCGGGGCAGACGAGAUGUAUCAUAGUAGGAAAUGCUGAGUCGGAGCUUCGCGAAUGGGCGAAUGAUCGCGUGGCAAAGGGCGAGCUCGCGGUCGACCGCGUCUUUCUCGCGACGGAGCGCGAAGCACUCGGCAUCUUACAAGGGCUUUCAUCGUUUGGCUUCCGCGGUUGA